UUCUCGAUUUAGUCAAUCAGUCAAUCAGUCAAUCGGUCAGUUUAUCUGUUUCCUAUUAUCCAGAGUAUUAAGCUCUAUAAUGUCGCUCAUCGCCCGAUCGUGAUCAUUUCAAAGUAACCUUCUAUUUGCUUACCGAUUUUCGUCUAUGUAAUCGCGAUCUUUAUAGUCAAACUAGUAGUUCGAUUAGGUGCGAAACAUUCUAUACACUACGUUGAGUUAUAGGAUUAAAAUCACCAUAUUUCUUUUUUUUUCUGUCCUUUUAUUUAUUUCGCUAAUAGACUUUUAAUAGACUGACCGACCGACUUCCGAUUCUGUAUAGCGUGCCAUUGGCAAAUUAAUCUCGUCUGAAAAGACUGCCUCUCUCUUCGAAGAUUAAUUUAUGUUUUUGUGUUGAGCAAUUUGUCAUUCGUUCUAUUCAAAGCUUUUGAAAGCAGCAAACCGUUUUAUAUAUAAUCGUGUGUUUAUUACUUAAUACCGGCGGUCGUUUAGGUCAACAAGUAUUACACGGAAGAAUAUCUAAACUGACUAUAAUAUAUUAUGUAGAAAAAUUUGUUUCGUUCCGAUCGAAUUACCAAGUCAAAUACUAGAUCGUGAGAACUAUAUUGUUGAAUUGUAGCUAUUUUAUACGACGAAGGAAAAAAUAGUCUUUACUUCAAGGGCCUGUUCCACUAUAACGCGCGUUUAAUAUGUGUGUAAGAAAGGCGCCAACUCACUUGGAUAUAUAGGCCCAUAGAUGGACGCGAAUGGGACGUGUUGUAUACAAACGGUGAAUUUAUUGACACGGCAGUAAAGUGGGAACAGUUUUUUUUGUCAAAUUCACGCGUUAUAUGAAAAGCGAAGGAUUUUCUCUUUUUAUUGUUUAAUUUGUUUAUCAUCUCCUAUUAUUCUACAAAUAUUUUUUCUAAGAAUGUUAAAAUAUGGAGGAGAGAAAGAGAAAGCGCGCGUAAAAAAAGUAAGGAAAGCUCCAGUGGUGUUCAAUUUCGGAGAGAAGGGCAGUUUCGCGUUUCGAAAGUUGGUAACAAAGGUGCCUUAUGAUUACGGAGGGUAGGAUAAGGUGCAGAUGGCGGAUGCGUGUAGAAGGCGAAAGUGAAUCUGUUACACAACAGUCGCCUAGAAAAAAUUGACGGCUCAAAUGAGAAACAUUUAGCACGAGAUAAUUUCCUGAAAGCGAAAGGUUCUUGUAUGAACAAGCCAUGCAUUUUUAAAUGAGAAAAGGCGCGCGCAGGUGGGCGGUGCCUUUGUGACGACGUCGCUCACUACCGGUACCUGCAUUAAUUAUGGAGACGCUCGUAAUUAACUCAACUAGUAAUUGAGUGUACUGUCAGCGGCGUCACGAAAGCGUCGAAAGUAACUGACGUAACUAUUGUCGUGAUUUGCUACGACGUCUCCUGUGACGUCCACUUACGGCGUUCGGUGACAGUUGGCCGAUGCAUCUUCCCACUAUUGCAUCAUAGUCCGUAAUUGUAGAGUUAAUGAAAAAGUGUCAGCGUGAGUUAUGGAGUUUUCGCCAUGCUAGAUGGCGUAAAAAAUUUGAAUUUAAAUAACCAUUAAGAAUUCUUUAAUGAGGGGGGGUAACCUAGAGGGGGUGGGUGGCGAUUCUAGGUUUGCUUUCUUGCAUGGAUUUUUUCGUACCAGAACAUCAAAGCAUGUCGAAUGUAAUUGAAAACGUGCUGGAACGGAACAAAUUCAUAUCGUCUGUUUUCUUUUCGCAACUCGGUUUUUACUCGACAGUUUACCUAAAAUUUCCAAAAGCGUCUAAAUAUUUGCCUAACACGUUCAGGUCGAAUCCUUUUGGAUGUUCCGUGCAAAGUUUGUCGUGAUCACUCCAGCGGAAAGCAUUACGGAAUUUACGCAUGUGACGGGUGUGCCGGAUUUUUUAAGCGCUCCAUUCGACGCAAUCGCCAAUAUGUAUGUAAAUCAAAAAGUCAGGGCGAAUGCCCAGUUGAUAAAACUCAUAGGAACCAAUGCAGAGCUUGCCGAUUACGAAAAUGCCUAGAAGCCGGUAUGAAUAAAGAUGCUGUACAACAUGAACGAGGACCUCGUAAUUCAACUAUACGCCGUCAGAUGGCUCUCUAUGUUAAAGAAAAGGCCGAAGCAACAACUAGGGUUCUUCCGCCGAGUGCUCCUGCACCUCCUAUUCCAACUUUGUCGGCGGCUUCUCCUGUUCCAAUUACGCCCAUGUCGCAACCGGCCCUUUUAUCUGCAGCCAUACAUUCGGGAAUGCUAAUUCCGCAACGAUAUCCUCCAGAACUGAUUACGGCAGCCUAUUUAGCCAAUCCGGAGGCUGUUUGCGAAACGGCGGCUAGACUCCUCUUUAUGUCAGUUAAAUGGGUAAAAAAUGUGCCAGCGUUCGUUGGUCUUGCAUUUAAAGAUCAAGUAACGCUCCUCGAGGAAGGUUGGAGGGAAUUAUUUGUUUUAGGCGCUGCUCAGUUCCUUAUGCCAGUUGAUCCUCAAUCUUUAUUAGCCACGUCACCCCUUUCCCGUGAAGAUGGUUCAUCAUCCGAAGCUUUCAAUCAAUUAUCAAGCGAAUUAAAAUCAUUGAAGGAGAUUAUUGACAAAUUAAAAGCAAUGCAAGUUGACCAAACUGAAUAUGCUUGUUUAAAAGGCGUCGCUCUUUUCAAAACUUCUAUUGAAGAAGGUCGGUCGCUUCUUGAUGUUCCUUCGAUUGCCUCUUUGCAAGAUCAGGCUCAACUCACCCUUAAUAAGUAUAUUCAAACCGCCUAUCCUACUCAACCGUCUCGAUUCGGUAAGCUUCUCCUACUCUUACCAAAUCUGAAGAAUGUAUCUUGCACCACCAUCGAACAAGUCUUCUUUAAAAGAACAAUCGGAGCCGUGUCUAUGGAGAAAAUUAUUAUAGAUAUGUACAAAUCACCGGACUUUUAAAAAGUUCAUUGUUAUUUCGUACAUAAAAAAUUAAUGAAUGUUUAAAAAAUGAUCAAAAUUGAAAAAUAGCAAACGUCUGGCCAUAAAUGCUUGCCUGAUCACAGAAAAGAAUUUUCUCUAUUCUAUUUCUUUUUAUUGCAAAAUUGUAUUUAUCACAUCUGUAUUGUAGACGUAUAGUUUUAUAUAAAUACCACACUAUGGCAGGUAUAUCUCAUUUAUACAUAUACACUGUAUAUAUGUAUAUAAGAAAUAUAUCUAGUAGUGCAUUUACAUGUACAUAACGCGAUGGAGUUUAUUGAAUAGACAUAAACAGACACCAUAUGCUUAAACAUGUACAUGUAUACAUCUGUAUAUACAUAUUUAAUAAAUAUAUAAUAUGGUAUUAAGUGUUUACACGUUUAUCGUCUUUUUUUUUAAAAAAAAAGGGCAAUUAUGGGAUUCUUUUUGACUAGGGUGUAAAUCUAUUUGCAAUGCAUUUUAUAUUUGAGCUUCAAAACUGUUACUUUUACUUUUAUUAUUUUUUUUUGCACUGCUAUAAAAUCUUAAUUUUUAAUAUAAAGUAUAUUCUUUUGAUGUAUAUGGAAUUUCACCGUUUUUACUAUUAUUUCUACUUGUUUUUUUUUUGGAGAAUAUAAUUUUCGAAUGUAAAAUUUCGAAGGAAUGUAAAAAGCGUGGCAAUUUCAACGCAUGAAACUUUAAACGUCAAACCGGACGGCGUUUGCGUGUUGAGUAUCAAAAGCAUUUUAAAAGCAUUUCUUUAUAAAUUAUGUAAGGCAUUCCCAAAAAAAGGCUGUCGA
Molecule: messenger RNA, 3680 nt
Organism: Dimorphilus gyrociliatus
Lineage: Eukaryota; Metazoa; Annelida; Polychaeta; Dinophilidae
Source: the annotation of a GenBank genome assembly